CAUCUCUAUUAGUUUCUCUACCUCUCUCUGUGAGACAAUAAACAAUCCCAAGCGCACGGCAGUUGAUUUAUCUAGUGCUUAAGUUCUCCGUAUCCACUUGUCUAGGUUUUAUUUGAGUGUCAGCUGCGCUAGCAACUGCACGCGCCAAACGCACACGCUGUCCAAUCCGUUGACAACUCCAUUGCGAAUGCAUUUCGAAUUACGAUCCGCGCAUCCAUUUGAUCUGAGAAAUCACGUUUCACUGAUAUUUACGACUUGUAUCGUUGUCGUCGCGCCUUCAUCGUAACUUCCGCGUGUGUGUGCCUCGCAGGCUAUAUAAGGAACAACUCCAUCAAAAUGAUAUUCGGUCGCUGCACACGCAAGCAAAUACUCACAAUGAGUGCCUUGGCUGCUGGCGCUGUCUUGGCAAUCGUUGCCAUCAUUGUGUUCAACAACCGGGCGGAGGCCAAGCUGCCGCCCUGGGCUCAGCCCAACAGAUUGAACAAGUGCCUCAAAACACGGCCAAACACAACAGAAUCGACGCUGGAACUGGUGCAUAUUGUGUUCAGACAUGGCAUACGCACACCUGUCGACACCUUUCCCAACGAUCCUUAUAUCAAGGACAGCUUUAAGCCCACUGGCUGGGGGCAUGUGACUAAUCGCGGCAAGAAAGAGUUAUUCGACAUGGGUCGUUGGCUGCAUCGGCGCUAUGGCGACUUUAUGGGUCCCUUUUACAGACCUGACCGCCUACACGCGCAAUCAACAGCCUCGCCGAGAGCCAUGAUGUCGCUGCAAACUACACUGGCCAGCAUGUUUGAGCCGCGCGGCACGCCCAUGGAGUGGAAUAAGCAGCUCAACUGGCAGCCCAUACCCAUUCUGUCAGAGCCACUGGAUCAGGACUCGCUGCUGCUUGUGCGCACGCCUUGCCCGCGCUACUUCGAGGCACGGGAUGAGGUGUUCGAGCUGCCCGAAGUAAUAGCUCAGCAGGCGCCCUAUGCAGAUAUGCUGCGAGAGCUGAGCAAUCUGACGGGCAUGGCCAUGCGCAAUGCCGAGGAUGUCAACUCCUUGUAUAUAACUCUGCUAGCCGAACAGGAGUUUGGCUAUAAGUUGCCCGACUGGGCCAAGGACUACUUUCCAGAGCGCAUGCAAUUCCUGGCCGAGCAGAGCUAUAUCUACAAUGCGUAUACGCCCGAGAUGCAGAAGAUCAAGGGCGGCCCCUUCCUGCGUAAAAUGUACGACGAGAUGCUGGCAAAGCAGGCGGGCACCCUGAAACCCAAGGAACGCGGCAUGUUCAUCUAUACGGGCCACGACUGGACGGUGGGCAAUAUACUCUCCGCCCUGGGUCUCUGGAAACGUCAGAUGCCGCGCUUCGCCGUGAUGGCCAUAUUUGAAACGCAUCGAAACCUCAAAACAGGGGAAUACUAUGUGGAGAUCUUCUUGCGCAACGAUGAAUUUGGCUGCCUGGAGCAGUUGAAGCUGGCCGACUGCGAGCUGCAAUGUCCACUGAAUCGCCUCGUCGAGCUGAGCGAAUCGGUGCUGCCCAAUGAGCCCAUGGAGCAGCGUUGUCGCGCUCGUAACGCCAAUUUUGUGGAACCGCCGCCACGCAAAAUCGAUCAGUAACAAAAUUUCUGAGAAAUCAUCGCAGAGCGCUCAGUAUUCAGUAUUAGAUGAUGAAAGCUGGUCAUGCAUUCAGAGGGCAAUAAAUACAAAAUCGAAAUAAACUACAUACAAAAACCCCAAAAAGAAAUCAAAU
Messenger RNA from Drosophila hydei, 1732 nucleotides. Its product is annotated as prostatic acid phosphatase. Gene Ontology annotation, biological process: dephosphorylation. Gene Ontology annotation, molecular function: phosphatase activity. Lineage: Eukaryota; Metazoa; Arthropoda; Insecta; Diptera; Drosophilidae. The coding region runs from base 337 to 1599 and encodes 420 amino acids. The transcript is spliced from 5 exons. The record is from RefSeq and is a predicted model, not a curated record.